Astyanax mexicanus (Mexican tetra) is the source of this 2529-nucleotide messenger RNA. RefSeq names its product eukaryotic translation initiation factor 4E family member 3 (gene eif4e3). The record is from RefSeq and is a predicted model, not a curated record. The transcript has 7 exons. Gene Ontology annotation, biological process: translational initiation. Lineage: Eukaryota; Metazoa; Chordata; Actinopteri; Characiformes; Acestrorhamphidae. Gene Ontology annotation, cellular component: eukaryotic translation initiation factor 4F complex. Gene Ontology annotation, molecular function: RNA 7-methylguanosine cap binding; translation initiation factor activity. The coding region runs from base 222 to 899 and encodes 225 amino acids.
CUGUCUGUCUGACUCCUGCUCCUGCGCGGCUUUGUUGUUGUGGUUGUUGUUGAGCGGGUGACGCGGUGGACUGGCCGGCCGAGCGGCGCAUGAGUCAGCGCCACAGUGAGCUCGCUCUCCUCGGAUGUGGUCAUUAAAAGUCGGGCUCACGGAGAAGUCCCCGGCGGCGGAUAACUGAAUUCCUGGUUACGCUAGAUUAGUUAGCUAAGUGUGGAAAAAAUAUGGCGGUCCCCGCAACCCCGAACCUGCAGCUGAACGCGGGGAGACAAAGCGGCAGCCCUGUCAGUUCCUCCGAAAAUAACAUUCACAUCGACGAGAAGGAGCUGGAGAACCUCACCAACCACGCCGAGGACGGAACCUCGCUCCCGCUGCACUCACCCUGGACCUUCUGGCUCGACAGGUCAUUACCAGGGACAACAGCGGCAGAGUGUGAAUCAAAUCUGAAGAAGAUCUACACAGUGCAGACGGUUCAGAGCUUCUGGAGUGUGUACAACAAUAUACCCACAGUGUCUUACCUCCCUUUGAGGUGUAGCUACCACUUAAUGCGAGGAGAACGAAGACCACUAUGGGAGGAGGAAAGUAAUGCAAAGGGAGGUGUGUGGAAGAUGAAAGUACCAAAGGAGAGCACGCCUGCUGUAUGGAAAGAAUUACUAUUGGCCACUAUUGGUGAACAGUUUGCUGACUAUUGUGCAUCAGAGGAUGAAGUUGUGGGUGUGAGUGUCAGUGUGCGAGACCGAGAAGAUGUCGUUCAGGUUUGGAAUGGGAAUGCGUCCUUCGCUAACGAGGCGAACAUCUUAGGAAGAAUCUAUGAACUGCUUCCACAGAUCUCUUUUAAAGCAGUAUUUUAUAAGCCGCACGAGGAGCACCACGCUUUUGAAGGUGGUCGGUCAAGGCAUUAGCAGGCUUUGCACAUUCGACAGCUAUUAUCUGUUCACCCUUUUGUUCUUGGACUGACCGUGAAAAUGGACUUAAAACGAGAGGGAGAUUAUUUUGCCUGAUGGGAAGUGUGUUGCCAUUUUACCUUGCAGGAACUGAACUAGAUUAUUUUAAUGCUCUAUUUUAAUUUUAGGUGUCGCGUUUGAUCCAUGUGUUCAUGACUAAUACAUUUCUCACAAAGAGAUUAUUAGGCAAUAUCUAUUUAGUUCACAGUUCACAUGCAAGUAGCAAGUGUAAUAUACACACAGAGCAACGUUGCCAUGUUUUUUUUGUUUUGUUUUGUUUUUCUUUCUUUCUUGUUUUGUUCAGAUGCUACCCAGUGACAUACUCGCUGCUUGUCAGAAACCUGACAUUUCCUUUCCCACCAAGUUUCAAUGUCCUUUAGUUUACUUAUAGAGUAGUGUCUUAGCUCUUGUACUUUUAUGCAGACAUGUUGCACAUUAUUUUAGAAAAAAAAAAUCUUUUUGAUUUGGAACCCUAAAACAUGAAAGUGUUUCCCAGCAUUUUGUACAAACCAGUGUAACUCUCAGUAUAAAUUCUUGUUUUAGACUUUCGUUUAGAGUUUUGCUAAAUAAUGCAGUUGGAAUAUUUUCAUAGCCUGAAAAUACUAAUCUGGGCUGAACUAAGCACAGAACAGUUGAUCUUUUUGUAGUUAUUUAUACUUAACAUCCGGAUUUUUUUUUCAGCUGCCCACUGUCACGUUACAUCAAUGGGUUGCUUUUGGAGUAUUGUUUGAUGCUUUAUCAUGUUCAUCAUGAAAUAAUUGUUAUUAAUGAAAUCUGUAUUUUAUGAGGGUAUGGGCGCUAGAAUAGAUACAGUCAAAUUAUGAUACUGAUAAAAUACCUGUGUAAACGGUUAAACGUUGGAUAAAUGUGUUAAGUGUUUUUCUGUACCAAAGAGACUUUCCCCUUCACACGUAUGUAAACAGCCCUUCCCUGAGCCUCUUUGUUCCCCCGUCCUUGUCUCUGAUUUGGUAUGUUGAAACUGCACAUAAGCAAUGGCUGCACCCUUGCCCUGUCAAACAAGUAGUAAGUGCAAGCUGAAUUUUAUGGUCAUUUUUUUGUAUAUCCAGCCAAUUUUUAAGCUGCCGUUAGUUUUAAAGUGUUUCCCUUGGUGUUGAUUCGUUCUUUUUAAUGUUAAUGUGUCAAAUUGGGGAAAGGAAAAAAAAAAUCAAACUAUGUAACGUACAUUUACUACUGGGGUCAUUUUUGUGAAAAAUGCACUAGAAGCACAAGUCUGUCUUUUGUAAUGGGCAAGGAUGCAGAAAUGAGUCUGUACAUGCAGCUGACCUUUUCGAUAGCAGCUUUCCCUAUGUAUUAUAAAUCUUUUUAUGAGACACAAGUACUGAAAUGGAUAGUUUUAUUUUUCUGAGCUGAGGCUUUUUUCUUGUUGGUAAUCCAGGGCUCCCAGUCAGGAUGUGAGACCUCAAACUGAUUGUCAAUCUUCUGGAACGGUGCCUUGUGUUCUCCCAGGGUUUCACUCAUAGAAUAUUCUGUUUUAUCUCUAUGUAUUUAAUCAGUUAUAAUGUAAAUUGAUUUUUUUUUGUUUUGCUUAUAGGUUUUGAAAUAUUGAAUAAACAAGAACUUUGGAGGA